Molecule: messenger RNA, 3918 nt
Organism: Pediculus humanus corporis (human body louse)
Lineage: Eukaryota; Metazoa; Arthropoda; Insecta; Psocodea; Pediculidae
Exons: 11
Coding region: 1-3918 (1305 amino acids)
Biological process (GO): nuclear-transcribed mRNA catabolic process, nonsense-mediated decay
Cellular component (GO): telomerase holoenzyme complex
Molecular function (GO): telomeric repeat DNA binding; protein binding; telomerase RNA binding
Source: RefSeq, a predicted model, not a curated record
AUGGCGGAAAAAACUAGUGAAGGACGCAGAAUGUCACGAAAUAUUUUACCAGAAGAUAGUUGCAUUGUUGCUUCAAAUAAAAUUGGUGGGAGAAAAAGUGGAGAAAAAUCUCAAAUUGAAUUAUAUCGUCCUCAGACUGGAAUGACAUUAAGAAGGGCAGAUGAUCAAUUGUGGAGAAAUUCAAAAUCGCCAAGUCCCUGUCCAGUAGAAUCAUUUAAUAAAAAUUGUCAAGUAAAUCAAGUACAUGGAAAAUCAAAAACAUAUAACAAAUUAUUUGAUAAUAGAUUAAGUACUGAAUCAUUAAAUCGUUCAGAGCUCAAUAAUUCAAAAAAUAACAAUGAAGAAACCUCAGAUGUUAGAAACAUACCUGUUACAGUAAAAAAUGGUAGUGAUGAAGGUAUCGAUUUAACACCUAGAACUUUGGAAGAAAAGAAAAAGGUUAGAAAACCUGAAAAAGCUAUAUAUAUUCCAAAACCCAUAUCGCAAAGUGAGAAAGAAGGAAGAAUACAGCAAAAAAAGCAAAAGUCAUCAGAAAAUAAUAUCAAAAGUGAAGAAGAAACAUGGGAUGAGAAUUCUAAAAGUGCUAGUAAUGAUCAAAAGAAAAAAAGGAAAGCAAAAGGAAAAGGCCGCAUAAGAGAAAAAAGAGAUAAUGACGAAAAAAGCUACGAUCAAUAUUGUAAAGAAGAAAAUCCUAGGAGACAAUAUGAUAACAGUUCAGUUCAAAAACAAAUGACAGUAGAAGGAGGCAGAUUUUCGAGAGAGCAAAAACAGGAUAGAAGGAAUUACAGCCAUAAAAGGCAUGAGGAUAAAAGACGGGAUAACAAUAAAUCUGCAAUGAGGAAGUCUAGUGAUACUCUUGAUUAUUGUGGUAGGAGUGAUUCACCAGAAUUUGUAAGAAAUCAACAAAAUUUCAACGUUAAGACUGAUAAACGAGACUUUAGGCAAAAUUCAGAACCACGAAUAAUAUCUCAUACUGCAAAUAUUAGGCCUAAUUUUAAUAAUAACAGUACUAAUAAUAAUAAUAUUACUAAUAAUCGAUUGAGAGAUACUCGUAGUAUGGAACAUUCGAAUUGGAAUAAUGACAAAAUUCAGACCAAACCACCGGUCGGACGUAGGGGUAGCGGAAGUGUCUCGAUUUCAAAGCAAGCAACAUUCGAUUCUUUGCCACCGAGGCUAAAGAAAAAGUAUAUGGAAGAAAAAGGAAUAUCUAUGAAUCUUCCUUCUAACUCAUACAUAGGUACUUCUUCCGAAGAACAAUGGGAUGGUGGUAGUUUAUCAUUCUUAAAUAAUUCUUCCUCAAAUUAUUCGGUUCAACAAUAUCAUAUUCCUCCCUCAGAGUAUCAAAAUUAUCAAAAUUAUAAUAAUCCCCAGCAAUGGCCGCAAAAAGUUCCUUCGCCGAAAGGCCGCGGCCGAGGUCGACUUAGACAAGAUGAAAUUGAAAAAGAGCUUCAAUUAAUAGAACAAAAUAAAAUCGGCCAAACUAAUUAUAGAUCACCGUCUAGAUCACCUUGCGCAACUCCAUUUAAAAAUGCGUCUCAAUCUCACGAAAAUAUACCUCACGAAAGACCUAUUCCUUCGUCCAAUAGCUUACCAUCUCGAAGUUUUUCUUCUCACGAUCAAGUGGGUCCGUUUGAAAAUCGUUAUUACGAUUACAAUUCUCAACAAAAUGUUCGUUACACAAGAGAUAAUAGAAAACCACAAGACGGGCGAGGCAAUCAGUGGAAAGAAUCUAAAACGCUUCCGAAAAGAAAUCAAUAUAAUAGAAAUUCGUAUUCUGAAAAAUAUCAACGAACAAGAAAACUAAGUAACGCGAGCACGAUAUCGAUAACAGAACAAGGUUCGAAAGAAGUGAAAAAAAUUUCUGAACAUUAUUCAGAUAAUUCCUUACCUUAUACGGAAAUAAAAUCUGCCACCAUUCCGAAAUGUUCUUCGCCCAGGACUUUAGAUUGGAGCGAAGAAGUAGAAGAAUCCGAAAGACAAGAAAGAGAAGCCAUGUCAAGGAGCUCGUCUGUAGCAAGUUUAAAUAAUGUACAUUCUUCUAGAGAUAGAAGGAAGCAGAGAAGGCGAGGUGGUAAAAAAGAUAGAAGCUUAAGUCGAGAAUCGAAUCGGGAUUAUAAAAAUAAUAGUCAAGAAAGAUUUAGAAGUCACAGACGGCAAAGCGACGAAAACAUUUACAGGCCUAGCAGUCGAGAUCAAAACAAGGGACAUUAUGGAUUCCAUAAAAAUUUAAGCAGGGAAUCCAGUAAAGAAAGAGAGCCUAAAAGUGAAAUUUUAGACUGGAGAAGGGGAGGGGAUCAAGAAAAAAAUGAUAAAGAUUGGAGGAGAGGAGAUUUAGAGAAAUCGAAUAGGGAUUGGAGAAGAGAAAGAGAAAAAUUUAGAGAUGAUGAAAAAGAUGAUAAAGGUAACUGGAGGGAAGAAAUGAAAAAAGAUAGUUCAAUGCAUAUUGAAGCUUCUGUUCCGCCCCCUAGCAUUCAAUCUGUACCAGAAUAUCCUCAAAGAGGUUUCAUUCAACUUCAGCAGCCGCCAUCAACUCAACAACCUCAAAGGCAGCUUUUUGAUCCUAGCAAUCCGAGUAAACCAAUUAUUGUUAAUUCAUUAAAUUCUCGUGUAACAAACACAGUCAAUCAUGGAUAUCAGGAACCACCGCCAAAGUUUUAUACUCUGCCACAAUAUCCUCCGUACCAUUUUCAAAACGGGUCUUUGGGAGAUGGCGUGCCUAGUAUUUAUCAUAAGGAUCCUUCAUCGAAUCGUCCUUCUUGGUACGAUCAUACCAACGAUAGAAAUCCAAUUCUGCUUCUUGACAUUGAGAGAGCAGAUACGGAUUUACAAUACAUUUUAAGGUGUUCCAAGGGACCAGCCAUUCUCACUCAGUGGCAGGGAAUAAAUUAUGUUCGUCAAUUUCUUCAAAAAAGCUUGCAAAUUCUCCUCAUGACCGAAAUUAAAUUUUGUCAAGAGGAAAACGUUGAACAGCACAUGUGGAAAAUUACUUAUUAUAAUAUAAUUGAAACGCUUCGGAAAUUAAUAUUGGAGGAUCCCGAAAAUAAAGAAGGCUAUAAAAAUGCUCUUUUAUCAAUAGUUGACGAAGGUAUAAAAUAUUUUGAAAGGUUAAUUCAACACUUGGAAGAAAAUUUUAAUUUUAAGGUAGAAACAUUUUUGACUGUAAAUGGUGGCUCAAUUAAAGGAUUAGGUUAUACAGGUUUGGCAUUAGUAUCAACGCAAAAAAUAAUGCUUUUUUUGGGAGAUUUGGCUCGUUAUCGAGAAGUAGCCAAUGAUAGUAAUAAUUACGGGAAAUCAAAACAAUGGUAUACGAAAGCUCAACAAAUUAAUCCUAAAAAUGGCCGACCUUAUUACCAGCUAGCACUUCUUGCUUAUUUGGCUAGACGAAAAUUAGAUGCCGUUUAUUAUUACAUGAGAAGUUUAAUGGCAUCGAAUCCUCUUCAGUCAGCUAAAGAAAGUUUGGUAUCAUUGUUCGAUGAAAAUCGUAAAAAGUAUGAACAAAUCGAAAAGAAAAAAAAAGAAGAAAGAGAAGCAAAAUACAAAGAAAGAGUGAAAGAAAAAGAAGGUUCGAGUCUUAGAAGAGAAAUAUGGGUUCAUCCCUGCGGAAGACGUCGCGUUCAUAGGACGACAUCAACAUCUACCGAUUCGAGACGUGCAGAAAGCGAAGAUGAAGAAUUGUUGGCUUUGGAAAGUACGGAUAUAAACAAAAGAUUUACCACGAGUUACUUACACGUGCACGGAAAAUUAUUCACAAAAGUCGGUAUGGAAACUUUUCAAGAUGCCGGAUUGCAAAUGCUUCGAGAAUUUCGUGCUUUACUACAGCAAACGCCGCUUCCUUUGGGUUGCACCAGAUUUUUACAGCUUCUCGCUCUCAACAUGUUCGCUAUAGAAAAUACACAACUCAAAGGUAAGGCCGAGUAG